CCUCUUUUGUAAUUUGGAAAUAAUUUAACAUAAAUCCAAUAUUACUGCACGGUCCGAAGGAUACGAUCGGAAAAGGAAACACGAGUACUCGGGUAGCCCCGGCGGUGGUUCGCUUGGCGCUGCGCAUCUCGGUGGAGGUUAAGGCUUUUCUCAAUCUCCUUCCGGAUACAGGGGAAGGAACACUAUAUUGAUCAUGCUCCUCCAUGGCUUCACGAUCAAGGGGAAUGCAGUUGCAAAGCAUCUCAUCCAUUUCUGCGAGAGGUUUUCACGUGCGUUGCUUUCCAUAUGCAAUAACUUCUGAUCUGAAGCGUAAAUGUCAGUUCUCAUUUGGCGGGACUAUGAGGUUCUGCAACCUUGUAUUUUUAAGAUUUUUAAAUCGGCAUUUUCAAUCAAAUCGCAUGUCUACUCAGAAGUUUCUAUAUGGAGCAACCGGGCUUAGGGAAGCAUGGAAUUCAGACAGGCUGAAAUUGCUGAAAAUGGUUUCAGCUUUGACAUAUUAUAACAACAUGGAUGACGUUAUUGAGCAAGAAAGAUUGCGGGAUGAAUCUUUUGAUUUGAAUGGCAUGAAGGAAGAAUUUGAUUUUGCAUUAGCUAAUGCAAGAUUUCCCUGCAUCACCGUUGGUGAUUCAUCACCUGUUAAACUAUAUAACGAGGUUCCAUUGGAAAAUAGCCAACUGACACUUUUAUUAACGGAAGGUAGAAGAAACUUUCCUGAUACUGCAACUAGAAAGCAGGCACAAGAAACUAAUGAAGUUAGUGCUAUUGAAUUUAAUGAUGCAUGCCAGUUCCUUCGACCUCAGCUGCCAACUAUAAGUUGUAAUGAGCAUAAUUUCUCCACAUUGCUCCAUGAUUCUCCAGCAGUAAAUGUGGACAGUGGAGCAGAAUUAGUUCAGUUUAGUGGCAAUAAAACUUGUUUAAUUGCAGAAUCAAAACCACAAAAUACUGAAGUAUAUCUUGAAUCAACUCUGGAUUCGACUGUUAAGAUUAUUCCAGAUACAACCCAUAGACAGUGCCGUAGGCUUGAAGAAUGUGGUUUCCACACGGUGCGAAAGCUUCUACACCAUUUUCCUCGAACCUAUGCGGACCCUGAAAAUGCUCCAGGUGAAAUUGAUGACGGGGCCUAUAAAAUCUUUGUUGGGAUGAUAUCUUCUUCUAGGGCUCUUAGAGCUAGUUCAUCUUUAUCAUUUCUUGAUGUUGUGGUUUGUUGUGAAUCUUUUGAUGACGAUGGGAUCUGCAAGAAGAACAUUUAUUUGCAUUUGAAGAAGUUUUUCAGCGGUGUUCGUUUUACACGCCAACCUUUUCUAAGAAGUCUCCAGUCUAAGUAUGAAUUGGGCGCUCGUGUCUGUGUGUGUGGCAAGGUGGUUAAAAAAAUGCGUUCUCAAGAUCAUUAUGAAAUGCGAGAGUAUAAUAUUGACUUGCUCAAGGAGGAGGAACAAAAUUUACAGGUAGACAAACGGCCAUAUCCACUCUACCCGUCCAAAACAGGGCUGAAACCAAGCUUUCUGAAGGACACAAUAUCAAGGGCUCUGAAGAUUUUGUCCGGAGAUAUUGAUCCCAUACCCAAGGAUAUCCUUGAGGAGCUCAAUUUACCUAAUCUUUUAGACGCUUAUUUGGGGAUCCACAGACCAAACAAUUUAAAUGAAGCUGAUUUGGCUCGUAGGAGACUAAACUUUGACGAGUUUUUUUACAUGCAGUUGGGCAGACUUUUUCAAAUGCUCGACUCACUAGGUACACAGAUCGAGAAGGAAGAUCUGCUGUAUAAAUUCAAAUGCAACAGAUUUAAUACUACUCCUGUGGAGGAAUGGUCCACGCUUACUAAAAGCUUUUUGGAAGUCCUUCCAUAUUCCUUAACUCCAAGCCAGUUAAAUGCUGUUUCUGAAAUAAUCUGGGAUCUUAAAAGACCCGUCCCUAUGAAUAGACUUUUACAGGGUGAUGUUGGCUGUGGGAAAACAGUUGUUGCUUUCCUUGCUUGUCUCGAAGUAAUUGCAUCGGGUUUUCAGGCUGCUCUCAUGGUACCAACCGAGCUAGUUGCUAUACAGCAUUACGAGCUCUUAAGUUCGUUGUUGGAGAAUAUGAACGAACACUGUAGACCUUCUAUUGCCUUACUAACUGGCUCCACUCCUUCAAGGCAGUCAAAGAUGAUUCUUAAGAGCCUUCAGACUGGUGAUAUUAAUAUGGUCAUUGGAACACAUAGCUUAAUUGCUGAUAAAGUCGAGUUUUCAGAUUUACGUUUUACUGUCAUUGAUGAGCAGCAUCGCUUUGGUGUUAUCCAGAGGGGAAGGUUUAACAGUAAGUUAUAUUCUACGUCGCCAUGGCUAAGAAUGGGUAAUUCAGGACUGGACAACGCAACUGAAAAUAAGGUUUAUAUGGCUCCUCAUGUUCUUACCAUGUCAGCAACACCUAUUCCACGAACUUUGGCUCUAGCCAUAUAUGGGGAUGUUUCUCUAACGCAGAUAACUGAUUUGCCACCGGGAAGAACGUCUGUGGAAACAACUGUUCUUGAAGGGAAUGAAAUCGGUUUUGAAAAUGUCUUUCAGAUGAUGCGCGAUGAACUGCUUUCUGGUGGGAAAGUAUAUCUUGUUUAUCCAAUUAUAGAAGAAUCAACGCAGUUGCCCCAGCUUCAUGCCGCUAAAAGAGAUUUAGCAUCCAUAUCAAGCAAAUUUGAUAGCUAUACUUGUGGGUUGCUGCAUGGCCGCAUGAAGAGUGAAGAGAAAUAUGAAGCCUUGAAAAAAUUUAAAUCUGGAGAAACACAAGUUCUUCUUGCAACUCAAGUAAUUGAGAUUGGUGUUGAUGUUCCUGAUGCCUCCAUGAUGGUUGUCAUGAAUGCUGAGAGAUUUGGAAUUGCUCAGCUGCAUCAACUUAGAGGACGCGUUGGAAGAGGGAUGCGGAAGUCGAAAUGUGUUUUCUUCUCUUCAAAUUCUGGGGCGCUUAACCGGCUCAAAUUACUCGAACAAUCAUCCAACGGAUUUAAUCUGGCUAUAGCGGAUCUUCUUGUGCGUGGGCCUGGAAAUUUACUUGGAAAGAAACAGUCUGGACACCUCCCAGAUUUUCCCAUAGCUAGAUUGGAGCUUGAUGGAAAUAUUCUAAGAGAAGCUCACCUUGCUGCACUGAAAAUCUUGAGUACUUCACAUGAUCUGUCCUCCUUCCCUAAGCUCCGAGUUGAACUCAGCAUGAGGAAGCCCCUGUGCAUAUUGGGCGAUUGAGAUUUGCACAUUUUAUUGGGACCAGAAAUUCAUGAAGACUGACAAAUUUGGACACACAGACUUUUCAAAUAGUGCAUAAUUUAGAGGCAUGUACGUACGCUUAUGUCUAAUUUGUCUCCUGUUAGGAGACCUCUUCAUAGUUAAGGUGUCAACUUGUUCUUAGUAGAAAAUAUUUAAUGAAUAUUUCAAUGCCAUUGAUUAAUUAUAAACAUUUUUGGGAAAA
Messenger RNA from Phalaenopsis equestris, 3426 nucleotides. Its product is annotated as ATP-dependent DNA helicase homolog RECG, chloroplastic. Gene Ontology annotation, biological process: DNA repair; DNA recombination. Gene Ontology annotation, molecular function: nucleic acid binding; ATP binding; DNA helicase activity. NCBI's taxonomy places the organism in Eukaryota, Viridiplantae, Streptophyta, Magnoliopsida, Asparagales, Orchidaceae. The coding region runs from base 204 to 3203 and encodes 999 amino acids. The record is from RefSeq and is a predicted model, not a curated record. The transcript is spliced from 18 exons.